AUGGAGGAAAUUUCUUUGGCCAACCUGGAUACUAACAAGCUAGAGGCCAUCGCUCAGAUUUACGUAGACCUGAUAGAGGAUUCUUGUUUGGGAUUCUACUUUGAGGUGCACCGAGCAGUUAAGUGUGGCUACUCCUACCUGGAGUUCGCAGAGGCUGGUAGCAUGGAGCAUUUUGGCAUUCAGCCAGCAGAAGACAAAGGCGCAUGCCGCCUUCCACUUUGCUCCCUUCCGGGAGAACCUGGGAAUGGGCCUGAUCGGCAGCUGCAGCGCUCACCUCCGGAAUUCCAGUAGCUGCAAAAUGAGAUUCUGAGAGUGGCCAGGACAAUAACAUAGACAGGUCCUGUGGCUUGGAGGAGUAAGCUAAGGAGAAAAAAGUAGAAAAAAAAAAAAAUCAGACAAAAGUUCUAAUUCCCCUUGAAGAUCCUAGCGUUUAAAAACCCAAAGAGGAUAAUUUAGGAAUC
This is a messenger RNA of Callithrix jacchus (white-tufted-ear marmoset), 461 nucleotides long. Its product is annotated as ataxin-7-like protein 3B. Gene Ontology annotation, biological process: regulation of gene expression. The record is from RefSeq and is a predicted model, not a curated record. NCBI's taxonomy places the organism in Eukaryota, Metazoa, Chordata, Mammalia, Primates, Cebidae.